AUGGGACAAUUGGCAAUAACGACGCACCAGCAUUUAGCAAUGCUAGUGAAGUCAGCAGUGAGUGACUGCCAAGUGAUUGAAUGGACCACUGAAAUGAUUUUAUUGUAUUGUGAUAAUUUGCAUGGGCGAUGGCAUUUUCACGAGAUACGCGCUAUUUUCUUGCGCCGUUACUUACUCAAAAAUAUCGCACUGGAACUAUUCCUUGCUUCAAGAACUGCCAUUAUGUUCGCAUUUACGGAUGAAAACACAGUACGUAAAGUGGUGGACUGUUUACCGCGGGUUGGUGUCGGUGCUAAAUAUGGUUUACCGCAAAGUCGCAAAACAAGUCUUAUGACCCCGCGGCAACUUUUCAAGCAUUCUGACAUGCCACAGAAAUGGCAGCGACGGGAAAUCUCGAAUUUUGAUUACUUGAUGUUCCUGAACACCGUUGCUGGUCGAACCUAUAACGAUUUGAAUCAGUAUCCUAUUUUUCCAUGGGUUUUGGCAAAUUACACAUCACCAACUUUGGAUCUCAACAUUGCAUCCAACUUUCGAGACUUAUCGAAGCCAGUUGGAGCGUUGAGCGAGAAUCGGCGUAAGUUCUUCCAGGAUCGCUACAGCUCAUGGGAGCACGAGACUAUCCCUCCUUUCCAUUAUGGAACACAUUAUUCAACGCAAGCAUUCACUCUCAACUGGUUGCUGAGAGUUGAGCCGUUUACGACAAUAUUCUUACACAUGCAAAGUGGUAAAUUCGACCAUUCCAACCGUCUGUUUCAUAGCAUAGCAGAGGCCUGGGAGAGUUGUCAACGUGACUCGCAUGACGUUAAGGAAUUAAUACCGGAACUGUAUUAUAUGCCAGAAAUGUUGCUAAAUACGAAUGGAUAUGACUUAGGGAAACGUGAUGACGGGUCUGCUGUUGGUGACAUCGUUUUACCACCAUGGGCAAAAAGUGCCGAACAUUUUAUUGCAUUACAUCGGCAAGCACUUGAAUCGGAUCUUGUUUCUUGCCAAAUAAACCAAUGGAUUGAUCUUAUUUUUGGUUACAAACAGAAAGGGCCUGAGGCGGUUCGUGCUACAAAUGUCUUUUACUACCUGACGUAUGAAGGAACAUUGGAUUUAAAUUCGAUUGAUAAUGCGGCCAUGCGUGAAGGUCUCGAGCAACAGAUGAUAUCUUUUGGGCAAACUCCCGCUCAGCUCAUGACCGAACCUCAUCCGCCUCGUCAUUCCAUUAUGACUAUCAGUCCGAUGAUGUUCCAGUCCUGCCGUGAUGAUUUAUGCAUGUUGAUGAAGUUUAUAUCGAACAGUUCAGUGGUUCACAUAAGUGCAAAUACAUUUGCACAAUUGUCACAUCCUACGGUUAUUUCGAUAACAAAUAAUUUGAUCUUUUCACUGAAUCGGUGGAAUACGAAUUAUACAGGGUCAUCAGCUCCUUCGCUUUCUAAUACCACUGGCAAUCAAAAUAACGACAAUAACGCGGAUUCAAUGGGUAACACAAUUGCAAAUCUCCCCUUGACAGUUGAUCCACUUCUGGCUGCGGGUAAUCCAUCUCAACCAUUGCCUCGUCGACACUUGGGUGAACCAUUUGAUCAACGCUUAAAAAUUCGUUGGAACAAUUUUGUAACGACAGUUGAAAGUCGUUCAAUAAUAGCAUGCGGUUAUCCGGACUACAGUUUUCGUGUUAUUGAUACAGACACCGCAAAAGUGCGGCAAGUAAUUUAUGGGCACUGUGACGUAGUUACGUGUCUAGCACGUUCUGAAUCUAACCCAUUUGCUGAUUGUUAUAUUGCUUCCGGUAGUUUGGAUUGUACGGUGGUGUUGUGGCACUGGAAUGCGCAAACACAAUCGAUUGCUGGAGAAUAUAACGUUAUAGGAGAAGCAGCGACACCUCGUGCAAUAUUGACUGGUCAUGAAACUAUCGUCACGAUGAUUUGUGUAUCAGCUGAACAUGGUAUUGUUAUUUCUGCAUCUCAAGAUGGAACUGUUCUCAUCCACACUACAAUGGGUGAUUUAUUAAGGCGACUGGAAUCCGAAAAUUCCCAGAGCUUCCCUGAUAAAGAAGUGAAUUUGUUGUUAGUGUCGCGAGAGUGUAUACUGUUAGUGCUGCAUGGACAUGAUAAUUUAGUUACCUUUACUACAAAUGGACGAGAAUUAAAUUGUUUGAGAGUUCCUGAAAGGAUUUUAUGUGGAGCACUAUCACGUGAUGGAGAAUACGUUGUUGUUGGAACGAAGGAUGGCCGUGUUGCGGUUCUACGACUUUUCCCUAUGCAGCUGUUGUACACAUUCCAGCAAACAGACAGCGCAGUUCGAAGCAUAGCUCUGUCUUCCAAUCAACGUUUUGUACUGGCAGGACUUGACUCCGGCGCUAUUAUUGUUUUCAAUAUCGACUUCAACAAAUGGCAUUAUGAGUAUCGCCAUCGUUAUUCAUUACGAUGA
Molecule: messenger RNA, 2412 nt
Organism: Cercopithifilaria johnstoni
Lineage: Eukaryota; Metazoa; Nematoda; Chromadorea; Rhabditida; Onchocercidae
Source: the annotation of a GenBank genome assembly